This is a messenger RNA of Syngnathoides biaculeatus (alligator pipefish), 2967 nucleotides long. RefSeq names its product HMG box-containing protein 1-like. The transcript is spliced from 13 exons. Lineage: Eukaryota; Metazoa; Chordata; Actinopteri; Syngnathiformes; Syngnathidae. The record is from RefSeq and is a predicted model, not a curated record. The coding region runs from base 561 to 1976 and encodes 471 amino acids. Gene Ontology annotation, cellular component: nucleus. Gene Ontology annotation, biological process: regulation of transcription by RNA polymerase II. Gene Ontology annotation, molecular function: RNA polymerase II cis-regulatory region sequence-specific DNA binding; protein binding; RNA binding.
GAAAAAAAAUUGCAGUGAAUAAAUGAUAUUGAACUGAACGUAUACAGGAUGGAUAUUUUUGUGAAAUAAACGUAACACUUGUUAAAUUGAUAACGUAUCGAAAAAGUACUCAAAUUACAGUAUAAGCGCUCCAAUGAAUACAAAAUCUCGAAAUACAGUAGCAAUACCACAAAACACAAUAAAUAAUAAAAUACAAUGUCAUGUUUCGGUAUCGUUUUGAAUUAACCCUGAUAAGCAGAGACGUUAAAAACAUCCGACCAAUGAGGUUGAGAGUAGUUUUUGAUUGACGUGACUUUCGACCAAUGGGAUCGGCGAACAUGAUGUUUAUGCCAACCUCCUUUCCCCGUACAAGGCCACCGUUUAGGUGAGUAAAAAAAAAAGUUCAUUAAAACUUUUUCGCGUUUUAAAGCGUCGAACUCGACGAGCGAGCGCACCAACGAAACGAAUAUGAUCUAAAGAUGGAAAAUACGGGACGAUAUUGAGAUGACGACGGCUGCUCUUGUCAAAAUUACGAGCUCCACCGCUCCGCUCUUCAAGCUUCAUUGUUGACUUCGGGCAUCAUGAUGUGGGAGAUGGUGAUCCCAAAAGGUCUUUCCGGUGGUGACCCCAAACAGCACAAGGACCCCGAGCCCGGUCGCGAACGCACAGAUGAGAUUGCCGAAGUGGAUCAGGACCAAUCGCGUGAACCCUCACACGGCACGAGCAGCGAUACCUUAAUGGAAUACGCUGAUCUUCCAAACCUGGAGGAGGUCCCGGAGGAGAAAGAGAUGACGGCGGUUUAUCAAGUGGAGGUGGGCCUGGCCGAGUCCGUUCGGGGGCGCCGCGUGCAGCUAGGGGACACCCGUUGGCUGACGCAGCUGGCCCACAUUGCCACCGGGCCUCAAAGCCCACUCCUACAGGAGCCUCCGCGCAGCAGUUGCUCUUCCGCCCAAAGCGACCUCCAUUCCUACGCCCGGCCUCCCCCCGCUAACCCCGGCAGCAAGCCGUCGCCCCGCAGAGGCAGGACGAGCAGCGAACGUAGCGCCGAGGCGUCCGCCAGAUCCUCACCGUCCGAUGACGAGGACACGGCCUGGAGCGUCUCCUGGCCCGCCACCGCCUGGCACUGUUUUCUCAAAGGUACUCACCUGCGUUUCCAUAGCGGCGCCGGCGGGCAGUGGCAAAAUAUUGAGGACCUUCAGUCUGGCAACAAGGAACAGUCAAAAGCUUUGAAGGGUUACGGCUCUGAGGGUUUGCAGCUGGUGGCGCAUUCGGAAAACGUGCUGUCCGGUCAGGCCGUCUUGCAGCUGACCUUUGACCCCGGCGCCUUUGGCCAAGGCCUGUUAACGGCGCGCUGCCAACUGGACCACCCGUUCUACGUCAAAAACAAAGGUUGGUCAUCAUUCUACCCGAGCUUGACUGUGGUGCAUUACGGGAUAGCGGGGUACGAAAUGGAGCUGGGCGACGUGUGCCUGCCGCCAGGUCACAGAGAUGCCGAACAUACAGACGACUCGCUCGUCUUUGACACGUUUAAAAGUUACGAUUUCACGCCAUUGGACUCUUCCGCGGUUUACCUGCUGAGCAGUAUGGCCCGACGGCGAUACGCCUCCCAGUCCAGCGGGGGCACUGUUUCUCCAGACAGAGAAUUAUUACAAGACGCUCCCACGCCCGGCCACUCCCGCGGCCCUUACCGCAAGCCAAUCAAAAGCCAGAGUGUCAGCCAACCAGGAAGUAACCACACCGCACCCAAGUGCAAGCGUCCAAUGAACGCGUUCAUGCUUUUUGCCAAGAAGUUCAGGGUGCAGUACACGCAGAUGCACCCGGGCAAGGACAACAGGGCGAUCAGCGUGCUCCUCGGCGAGCGCUGGAAGAAAAUGCGAAGCGAGGAGCGCCGUGUGUUUACCUUGCAGGCCAAAGCGCUCGCCGACGAACGGAAGAGGCUCGACCCAGACUGUUGGAAACGCAAACGCGCCGACUAUUGUUUUCAAGGCGACAAGUAAAGGCAACCAAUGGCAGACUACGUGCACGUUCAUAAUUCACAAAAGUACACAUUCACAUUCUUUUGUGAUUAAGGGCGAUUAAAACAAACUUGACGCAUAAAUAACACAAUUAAACACAACUGAAUUGUUUUAUUCUUCAGAUAAAGUAUUUUGAAUAUCUUCAAACAUUUUUUCCCCUCAUCUUUCCAAUCAAGCGAGGCUCUUAAGCACAAACGUUUGCCCACCCUCGCUAUUAAAUAUUCACUUUUCCAGUUUAUGCUUUGAAUCGGUGCUACAUGUAAUCUCUUAAGUGUUUUUAAAAAUCUCAUUUUUCAACAACGCCAAGUGCAUAUGUACUGUAUUCAAGACUUUUUUUGUUUUUUUACGGGGAGGGGGUCAGGUUUAUCUGCAUCAGUAAUUCUAGAUUCUUGAAAUAUGCUUAAAACAGACGCUUUCCCACCCCCGUUUUUUUCCAGAAAGUAUAGAUAACUACAUAUGCAUGUUUUAAUAUUUCACGUCGUAUAUACGUUACGUAAACCUUUUAAGCCUUUUUAAAAUAAUUGCCCAUUCAUUUACAAUUUGUUAUUGUAGUAAAACAUCCCAUAAAGUCAAUACACAUAAGUUUUUAAGGAUUUUCAAUCUACUGUAUGUGCCAUAGUGAAAUAUUUCUAAUGUAUUAUGGUUUUUCAGUCGUUUUGAGGUAUUGUUAGUUGGUGAUAGCGAGCAUAAAAAAAUGGGAUUUUAUGUCUAUUGCGACGUGUUGUAAAUAAUUCCUCAAUCAAACAUUUGUAUAAUAGUAUAAAAGAGGUUAAAAGGUGUGGCGUCAAAGAAAUAUUGCAUGCUUUACAUACAGCCUGUAUUAUUUUCAAGGUUUAUUUAUGGAGCACUAUAUACACUUUAUCAUAUGUGACUGCAAUGCGAUAGUAACAAAUAUUUUCAUAACUUUUUUUUUGUGUUUGUGAAUUAUUCACUGGUCUGUUUGUUGACAAGGAAAAUAAAACUUAAAAUAUGA